Asparagus officinalis (garden asparagus) is the source of this 1059-nucleotide messenger RNA. RefSeq lists its product as uncharacterized. Lineage: Eukaryota; Viridiplantae; Streptophyta; Magnoliopsida; Asparagales; Asparagaceae. The record is from RefSeq and is a predicted model, not a curated record. The transcript is spliced from 7 exons. Bases 181 to 828 code for a protein of 215 amino acids.
UUUUUUUCUUUUAAAAUAAAAAUUUCCGGGUAUUUUCCCAAAUCACUCUCUCAAUCAAAUCUCUUCGCCAAAUCAUCCUUCUUCGUUUUCUUUCGAAAGCCCUAAUUUCGCAAGGCGCUCCCUUUUCAAACCCUAAUUUGUGAGGUUCGCAUCUGCUGCGCGAGUUCGUCCUUGGAUCUGAUGGCAACUAAGCCAAUAACAACUGAAGCAAUUGCGCUCACAGAAAAGAAAAUGGAUAUGACUCUUGAUGAUAUAAUCAAGAUGUCAAAAACACCAAGUUCCAAAGAGAAAAAAGCUCCCAGGCGUCCGAUUAAAAGCCAAGGGUUCCUGAAUAGAAUUGCUUCUCAACGUCCCAGCAGAGUUCAGCAUUUCAUGGAUUCUAGAGCAUCAAUUAGACAGGGUGUACUUGCACAGAGAAGGUCAAAUUUUCAUGGAAAUCAGUUGGGAAAUCAAUUUCCAUUAACUACUAAUGCUGCAAGGAGGGCUGCUGUCAUGCCUAUUCGCAGUAUGGCCACCAACUGGAACAAACCGAGGUUUGCCCCUGUAACCGCGCAGAGGAAGGCUGCUGACGCUGGACCUUCUGGAAAGGAUGUAGCAAUGGUAUAUCCCAAGCAGAGGCCACAGACCUUGGAUGCACUGUUUGCAAAUAUGAAGGAGAACAGGAUGAGAGGGAUCUCAUCAUCUCAGCAACAGACCUUCCGUGGGGACGACAACCGCCAGAUUCCACAGAGGCGUAUUUCCCGUCAGCAACAUCAACAGAGACAGCAGGUGCGAGGCGAUAGAGGUCGAGUAUUUCCCGGGCGAAGGUCAGGCAAUUAUGCCAAAUGAUGGAUUUGUGAGCCGUUUAAGUUUCCUUGCUUGAAGUGUAGCUUUGUGUUGUUUUUUUUCAUUUUUCGGUCGACUUCUGCAAGGUAGCUGUGCGUUUGUUAGCUUUGUUUCCAACUGCAAGAACUAUUGCUGCGUGCUGUUGGUUUGAGCUGCUGCUUGUAUAUAUUCUUUUCAUCUGGUUGAACUGCUGAGCAACAUGACUUAAAUCUGGUUCUGGUUCUUGCCAGCAUC